Messenger RNA from Magallana angulata, 1834 nucleotides. RefSeq names its product solute carrier family 46 member 3-like. The coding region runs from base 90 to 1553 and encodes 487 amino acids. Lineage: Eukaryota; Metazoa; Mollusca; Bivalvia; Ostreida; Ostreidae. The record is from RefSeq and is a predicted model, not a curated record. Gene Ontology annotation, cellular component: membrane. The transcript has 5 exons. Gene Ontology annotation, molecular function: transmembrane transporter activity. Gene Ontology annotation, biological process: transmembrane transport.
UUCACUUUCUAGAACAUGUAUACAUAAAGUAAUACAAGGUGUACAACCAUAAACAGUGUGUUGCAACACCGACGAUAUUCAUUCUAAAAAUGAAAAGCAAUGGUAAAGUGUCAGCAAAAGAAGAAGAUGGAUCUCCAUCAGACGACAUCGUUUCUCCCAAAAAUACGUCGAAACGAAAAUACCUAAUAGGACCAGUUACAUUCUUAGGUUUGCUUGGGUAUGCUACGUAUGCCUCAACCAUCUUCCUUUACUACCCAUAUAAUGUUGGCAAAGCCCUCUUUCCAAAUAUAUCCGUGGCAAGCGAAAAUAGUGCAGUUUGCAGUAGCAACACAAAUGGAACUGGUGUAGAGAAUGGUCAGCUUAUUCAAUCCGAUGUAGCGACAUUUUUGGUAUAUUCUGCAGUGUUGGAAGGCAUACCAUGCAUUCUUUCAAAUCUGGUAUAUGGGAGCAGCAGCGAUCGCUUUGGAAUCAAGAAGAUGUUAUUGAUCCCAAUAAUUGGACUUAUGUUGACGGAAGGGUUGAUUUUAGUGUUCAUGCACUACCAAUUUACCCUACUCUACUUUUUAAUUCCCUUAGUAAUAAACGGUUUUGGCGGUGAAGCGUUUGCAAUUAUCCAGUUUACUUUGUCGUACGCCUCUAAGAUAACAAACACAAACAAGGAAAGAACUAUCGCUAUGGCAAUUAUGGAAAUAUGCAUUGGGAUGGGCCUUCUAUUGGGCAGUAUAACUGCAGGGUACAUUAUUCGUUUAAGCGGUUUUAUGUGGUCACUAAUUACCUCACUUCUUAUAAACAUUGUCAAUAUCGUUCUUAUAUUUUCGCUUCCUGAAAAUACCGAAAAGAGGAACAAUGAACCAUGGCGAGUUAUUCAUGUUUUCAAUUCGUUCAAGGACUCACUUCAGUUCUACUAUUCCAAAAAGUAUGCGGGACUGCGUUUGAAGUUUAUCCUAUGUAUUUCGAUUUUCAUCAUUGGAUGUGUGGUUUUGAUUGGAAGAAACAAUACGGAAAUCUUAUACACAAUAAGUCCCCCAUUUUGCCUAAACUCAAUACAGGUUGGGUGGUUCCAUGCUACAAGAGGCGUAAUGCAGCAUGGCAUAGCGAUGAUUCUCAUUCGGCUAUUUAUGAUGUGUAUGAGCGCAGAAUCUAUAGCUAUGAUAGGGGCUGUGUCGGGAACAAUAUCUUUGAUAGUGGAGGGAUUCGCCAAUUCUACCGUUGUCCUCUUUCUAACUCAAGUUAUUGGAUUUGGAACUUCAUUAGGAGUUGUUAUGGUCAGAGUAAUCAUGUCUAGAGAAAUUCCUGCGGAAAAUCAAGGUGCCCUUUUUGGUGGUAUGUCUGCUUUCCAAACGGCAUGUACGUUUUUCGGCUCCUUGAUUUUCAGUACGAUGUACCGCAGCACCCUUUAUUUCUUCAAGGGGACGAUCUUUCUUCUAAUGGCUGGAAUGUUUUUCAUCUCAUUAGUCUUAACAAUAUUUCUUUUUAUUAGGGAAAAAUCAAAAGCAAAGACCUACAAACUUCGUCAAAGCACUGCAAAUAUUGAAAUGAAGCCUAGGUUUUGAUUUUGAGCAAAAUCAUGCAUUUUUUGCAUUAUGUACAUAAAAAAAAUAGGCGUAUUGAAUGAUCGAGAAAUAAUAUACCCGAGUCGUUCGAAUUUUCAAUAAUACUGAUGUAAUCUUAUUUGAAAGACCAUAAAAAGGAGUGCAUAAUACAUAUGAUUUUAAUGGAAAGACAUCUACACACUACAUUAAUCGGAAUGUAGUUGUGUUUUAUAUAAGACGUUAAUGGUGACAGUUUUACUUAACUACAUUAUUCAGGAAUUGUAAUUAAAACAUAAACUCUA